Orussus abietinus is the source of this 1924-nucleotide messenger RNA. RefSeq names its product ras association domain-containing protein 8 (gene RASSF8). NCBI's taxonomy places the organism in Eukaryota, Metazoa, Arthropoda, Insecta, Hymenoptera, Orussidae. The transcript has 12 exons. The coding region runs from base 240 to 1916 and encodes 558 amino acids. The record is from RefSeq and is a predicted model, not a curated record. Gene Ontology annotation, biological process: signal transduction.
GCACAUGGAACCUGUCACCGCGUCGUCAUCGCUUGUGGCCACAGUUGUUUAAUGGACAGUGGCACUUAAAACUGUCAUCAUACUGACAAUUACGCUUUGCAAGCCAAGUUCGCCGUCCCCGACUUUUUCCAAGCGAGAGGUGCAGUCAUGUUCUUGGAGAAUCUGACUUAAAGGGAUCGCGCGUUUCGACGAGAGUGAGAUGCAAGAGGUUAGGUUUCCUCUGAGACAGCGGUGACGCGAUGGAGCUGAAGGUGUGGGUCGAAGGCAUUCAACGAAUCGUUUGUGGAGUUACCGAGUCUACCACCUGUCAGGAUGUCGUUUACGCUUUGGCACAUGCCACGGCACAGACAGGCAGAUUCACAUUGGUGGAGCGAUGGAGAGUUAAAGAGCGACUGCUUGCACCCUACGAGAAUCCUCUUAAGAUUCUAAUGAAACGGGGAGAAUAUGCCUCCGAGGUGCAACUGAUCCUGAGGCGGUCCUCGCCAGAUGGUAGUAAGGGGACUCCUGGUUUAGGAUCUCGCUCUUUGCAUGGAACGAGAUCUAAUGGUCUAAGUGGUUCGCCCGCGGAGCACUUGGCAGGCAGUGCCAUACAGGAGGAAUCGAAAGGCAGUCCUACGGUACCUUCUUCGGAUCUCGACGACUCUCAGGGUGGAUUAGAAAGGAAUCGUGAUAUCAGGAAAUCGCUUACUUUCAGUGGACUGCAUGGUACCGCUGCAGAGACUAAUGCCGAAGUUCAAAUGGAGAAUGUUGCCAUAGUUCAACCGACUCCACAAUUAAAAGCAAAAGAAUUUGGUACAAGGAAAGCUUCGCAGAAACCUACUCAGUCUCCGACGAGAGUAACCAGUGACAGCAGUGUAUACCUGCCACAGAAAAAGGUGCGGGAAGUUCCACCAUAUAGAGAACCACCUGGUCCUGCAUCUCCUCCGCUGCGUACCUUACCACCGUAUAGAGACCCACCGCCUCCAAAUUUAAACAGUCCUGGGAGAUCUCAUUACUUACCUGGCACUAAUACUGGGAGUCCACACCUUAGCAAAGAUGAUCAAUCAUCGCCCAAUAAUCCCACCAAGCUAAAAAGAAACUUAAUUCAGGAGUUUCAAGAAACUAAAGGCCCCACACAGUCUAUCAACCAAGCACCUGGACAAUCUCAGAACAUGGUGACAGUGGCAUACACUCAACGUUAUGUCGAGCUUAUACGACUAGUCAAUAGGCAACGAGACACGAUCAAUGCACAGCAAGCCGAUCUGACAAAAUUCGAUGCUGAAAUCCUCUACUGGGAGACCAAGAAUCGGGAGCAAAUGCACCAGAUGGACUUCAUCUCUCAAGAAGUUAAUCGAAUAGAGUCAACUGGUCGCAUCAUCGAAGAACAGCUGAAGGAGUUGGCACAUGUCGAAGAGGAGAGCGAAAUAGUGCGCCAACAAGAGAAGACUUUGAAGUCAGAGAUCACUCUGUUGAGAUCGAAGCUUGCGAACUGCGAAACAGAGCUCUUGCAGUGCAAGAACAAGAUCAGACUGGUGAUGGAAGAGCUUGCCACGGAACAGCACACGAUCAACAGAGAGGGCGAUGAGAGGCAAAUGAUGGAGCGGAAGAUCAUCAGUGAGGUAGAACACCUGCAAAAUGAAGUCGAACAAGCGAAACGCUCGGCGGAAUUGGCGACGCAAUGUGCCGAAUCUUUAAAGCUCGAAGUCGUCGGGCUGGAAUCGGCCAUCGUCGAGAAAAAACUGCAAGUGGAGCGACUCGUGGCCGACAUGAAGGAGGCGAACCUUCAGAGCCUCACCGUGGCUUGCCAGGACGAACAAGUGAAACACUUGCUGGAAGGAGCGCACAAGCCAGGAAGCACUCGCAAGAUGAUUGGCUCUCCGAGGCAAUUAGAGACUGCAGUGCCCACCAGUAAAAACCCACACGGAGUUUGGGUCUAGAGAAGAUU